Messenger RNA from Neohortaea acidophila, 1494 nucleotides. RefSeq lists its product as uncharacterized. Lineage: Eukaryota; Fungi; Ascomycota; Dothideomycetes; Mycosphaerellales; Teratosphaeriaceae. The coding region runs from base 1 to 1494 and encodes 497 amino acids. Gene Ontology annotation, molecular function: FMN binding; oxidoreductase activity. The transcript has 5 exons. The record is from RefSeq and is a predicted model, not a curated record.
AUGGCCACAAACUCCUACACCGCCCCCGCUCCCAAGCAACCCGGCAACACCAAGUCCGAGGCGGAGCAUUACCAACAUGAAAGCACCCAAGGCGCCCGCGGCGAAGGCCUCCUUCGAGUCAAAGGCGAAAAAGUGGACAUUGCCCCUCUGCAACAGUCCAUCACCUUCCCCUUCUCCGGCCGCACGGCCAAGAACCGCUUUUUGAAGGCUCCCAUGACGGAGCGCCUUUGCCAUUGGAACAAAGACGGCGAGGACAUUAAUGCACGUGGUUUGCCUUCGGAAGAAUACACUCACCUUUACAAGCGAUGGGGAGAGGGCGAAAUCGGUGUCAUCGUUGCAGGUGUGUAUAUGGGAAGCAGUCGCUUCUCCGGCUACUUACGUCUCCUCUCUCCAGGAAACAUGAUGACAACCUACGACGCGGUCGAAGCCUUUGGCAAUCCCAUCCUCCCCGAUGACCACGAUGGCCGCGUCGCAGCCUUCAAAAAAGUCACCGAUGCAGCCAAAGCCCACGGCUCCCUUAUCGUCUCCCAACUGUCUCAUCCCGGUCGACAAGGUAGUGCCGCGCUCAAUCCAAACCCCGUCAGCGCCAGUGACGUGCAGCUCGAGAUUGCAUGGGCGGGCAACUCCUUCGCUAAACCCCGCGCCCUUACCGUGCCUGAAAUCAAGGAAAUUGUAAAGCAGUGGGGUGAAGCCGCUUAUUUGUGCCACAAGGCUGGAUUCGACGGCGUGCAAAUCCACUGCGCUCACGGCUACCUCCUCGCCCAAUUCCUCGCCCUAACCACCAACAAACGCACCGACGAAUACGGCGGCAGCUUCGACAACCGCUGCCGCAUCAUCUUCGAAAUCAUCGCCGAAGUCAAGCGCCGCGUCCCGGACCCCACCUUCAUCAUCUGCGUUAAACUCAACUCCGUCGAGUUCCAGCCCGGCGGACAAACGCCCGAAGACUGCCGCAACCUGUGCGUCAAGCUGGAAGCAGCGGGCAUCGACUUUGUCGACUUGUCCGGCGGCACGUUCGAGGGCCGCGCGUUCGAGCACAAAAAGGAGAGCACCAAGGCGCGCGAGAGCUACUUUAUCGAAUUCGCUGAGCUGCUCCGCCCGCUUCUGAAAAAGACUAAAGUGUACGUCACCGGCGGCUUCCGCUCUGCCCGCGGGAUGGCGAAAGCAAUCGAAGAGGGCGCCUGCGACGGUAUCGGCAUGGGUCGCCCACUCGGCGCCGAACCCUACCUCUGCAAGGAAAUUCUGGAGGGCAGAGUGCAGGGCGCGAUUGAGAAUUUCGUACCCCUGCCGCAGAAUACGCAGGCGACGGGCUCGCAGCUGCAUCAGGUCGGCCAUGGGCAUAGGCUCAUCAGCGAUUGGAGUGACCAGGCGGAGGUGAAGCGGUGGGUGGAGGCGUUUGAGAAGGAGACGAAGCGGAAGGAGAGUAUCCUGCCCAAGGUGGAUAGUUCGGGGUAUCCGCAGAUUCAGGCGCAGACGGGGUUUGAGUAUGUGAGGUGA